CCGUCAGAACCCAAACCCGUGACUAUCAUGGGACUCAAGACCAGGAAAAAAAAUUAAAAAAAUUAAGAGCCAGAGAAGCAAUCUUCACAUACACAGCCAGCCAGAGACGGGGGACUAUCUCAUUCAGGAAGGUGUCCUGUGCCCUGACCCUAUAAGAUGCCAAGAGAAGAUGCUCACUUUGUCUACGGUAACCCCAAGAAGGGGCACCACCACUCAUACAUCACAGCUGAAGAGGCUGCAGGGAUUGGCAUCCUGACAGUGAUCCUGGGAAUUUUACUGCUCAUCGGCUGCUGGUAUUGUAGAAGACGAAGUGGAUACAGAACCUUGACGGAUAAAAACCAUCAUGUUGGUAGUCAAAGCACCUUAACAAGAAGAUGCUCACGUGAAGGGCUUGGUCAUCAGGACAGCAAACUGCCUUUUCAAGAAAGAAAUUGUGAUCUUGUGGUUCCCAAUGCUCCAUCUUCCUAUGAGAAACUCUCUACUGAACAGUCACCACCACCUUACUCACCUUAAGAGACAGCAAAACACCUGAGAAAUGCUGAAAUGAUUCCCCUCACAUUUUUGCUUGGAUUUAAUAUCUAACAUUCUGCUUUGGAAUGCUGCAGGAACAAUGUAUAUCAUCUCUAAUAACAAGUCAGUGUUACAUUCUUAGUAGAGCAACUAGCAGUACUAAUCAAGUAAGGAAAUGAUGAGAAACAUUAAAAUGGGAAAAACUUCAUCAAUAAAUGUUAUAAUGCAUGAUACU
Molecule: messenger RNA, 745 nt
Organism: Otolemur garnettii (small-eared galago)
Lineage: Eukaryota; Metazoa; Chordata; Mammalia; Primates; Galagidae
Gene: MLANA
Product: melan-A
Exons: 5
Coding region: 157-513 (118 amino acids)
Cellular component (GO): endoplasmic reticulum membrane; melanosome; trans-Golgi network
Source: RefSeq, a predicted model, not a curated record